Naegleria fowleri is the source of this 1209-nucleotide messenger RNA. RefSeq lists its product as uncharacterized. The transcript has a single exon. Gene Ontology annotation, molecular function: protein binding; RNA binding. The coding region runs from base 1 to 1209 and encodes 402 amino acids. Gene Ontology annotation, cellular component: catalytic step 2 spliceosome. The record is from RefSeq and is a predicted model, not a curated record. Lineage: Eukaryota; Heterolobosea; Eutetramitea; Acrasida; Naegleriidae.
AUGAGCCAAGCACCCCUUGACCAAGAUCUCUCCUCACAUUCCAAGAAGAGAAAAUUCCAAGAGGAGGAUGAUACCUGUCGGGCGGAACCUUCAGGCUCAUCAUCAUCAUCCUCGACACAACUCAGCUUGAUACAUCAUCAUCAUCAUGACAACAUGAUGGAUGAUACAAAAAAGAGAAAGAUGAAUUCUCAAUCGAGGAGUUUGAUGGAAUUACCUCCUCGUUCCUCUUCUCUAUCAUCUCCAAUUUUGCGAUUAGAAGGACAUCAAUCCGAAGUGUUUACUUGUAAAUUUUCUAAUCGAGGACAAUUUAUGGCCUCUGGAGCCUUUGAUAAAACAGUAUUAUUGUGGGAUGUUUUUGGAGAAACUAGUGAUGAUGUUGUUGAUGAAUCAGAUUCAUCACAUCCAACAACCUUUAAUUAUGGAUGUCUUGUUGGUCAUAAAAAUGCAAUUCUUGAUUUAGAUUGGCUCCUUUCAGAAGAUCGAUUAUGCACUGCUUCAGCAGAUAACAGUGUCAUGCUGUGGGAUAGUGUGAGAUGUAUGCGAGUUAGACAAUUCAAAGAUCACUCUGCUGUUGUAAAUUGUUGCACAACUUCAAAACACUCUGCUCAAUCUGAUUUAUUUGCCAGUGGAGGAGAUGAUAAGUCCAUAAAUAUUUAUGACCAAAGAGAACGAAAAUGUGUAAAAACAAUCAAGUCCAAAUUUCCUAUUUUUUCAGUAUGCUUCUCGGAAAACACGGAUAGAUUAUUUUCUUGUGGAAUUGAUCAUGUCAUUACGACAUGGGAUAUGAAAACAGACAAAUUCUUGUAUUCUCUUGGAAAUGGACACACCGAUUCUAUUACAGAUAUUAAGCUCUCUCCAGAUGGUAAUUUUAUUUUGAGCAAUUCAAUGGAUGGAACUUGUCGUAUUUGGAAUGCAAGACAUUUCGUGGAUACACCAAACAGAUGUGUGAAAGUAUUUAAUGGAGCAAAACAUAGUAUGGAUAAGAAUUUAACACGUGUGAGCUGGUAUAAGGAUGGAUCUCUGAUUUCAACAGGAGCAGAAAAUGACGUCAUCAUUUGGAAUACUACUUCACGAAAAAUUGUUUACCAACUACCUGGUCACCAAGGCUCUGUGAAUUGUGUUCAUUUUCAUCCACAACAACCAAUUAUUGCUUCAGCCUCAAGCGAUAAGACAAUUUAUCUUGGAGAAAUUGAUCCAAAAGCCAUUUAA